Messenger RNA from Fusarium coffeatum, 894 nucleotides. RefSeq lists its product as uncharacterized. Gene Ontology annotation, biological process: positive regulation of transcription by RNA polymerase II. Gene Ontology annotation, cellular component: nucleus. The transcript has a single exon. Lineage: Eukaryota; Fungi; Ascomycota; Sordariomycetes; Hypocreales; Nectriaceae. The record is from RefSeq and is a predicted model, not a curated record. Gene Ontology annotation, molecular function: transcription cis-regulatory region binding; DNA-binding transcription factor activity. The coding region runs from base 1 to 894 and encodes 297 amino acids.
AUGAUGUUCCUUUGUCUCUAUGAAAUUCUUGACAAUGGAGACUAUCGAUGGGUGUUUCAUCUUAAGGCAAGUCAGAACUUUAUGAGAAAACGACAGCAGCUUGCGCUUCCGUCUUGUGACAAUACGGGCUUUGGAAGUCUUGCUGUGUUUGCAGAGCGAUAUUUCGCAUUUCAAGAUGUCAUCAGCAGAACGGCCUGUGGAAACUCACCGAUUUUUGGGCUGGAGUAUUGGCAGAGGCCUGAUCAUGCGGACGAUAUCGAUGCGUGGAUGGGAUGUAGUCCGGCGAUGGCUUCUGUUAUCUUCAAGAUCACUGAGCUUGCACGGACGAGGAACCGAAAUAGUAUGUCCCAGAAAGAAUACGAUGUCCAAGUUGAGGAACUUGACAGGGAAUUGGCGGUUGUCAGUUCAAAUGUCACAGCUGUUGAGGCCAUGGAUGAGAACGUGCGACGGAGCGUUGAUCUCAAGAAGACCUCAGUACAGGUUUAUUUCCACUGUCUUCUAAGAGACGCAAACCCUUCGACACCGGAAGUCAUACGCCUCGUCACAAAAGUCUUGGAAUCCAUUCACAAUCUUAUUCAACAAGGCAGCGCAGCAGGGCUGUUAUUCCCAUUGUUCGUGGCAGCUGUGGAACUCGAUCCACUACAAGACGAGACCAUAUUCCUACACGAAGGGUUAGGCACAUAUUUAUCGGGAAGACAAUUGGUAUUGGAGAUUCUUGAUGCGAUGGUUGGUUCAUCGCUUGCGAAUAUUGAACGAACAAAAGCGGUUAUCCUCAAAGUUUGGAGGAUGAGAGAUUUACAUACACAGAGGGAAUCGCCUCUUGUUGGAAUGGGAGAUGCUAAUGAUUGGAAUUACUUUGUGAGUCCAUAUACACAGAACCUGAACUUGGCUUAA